ACAACACCGAUGAAACCUCUUCUCUUACCUGUCAAAGAUAAGCAAAAACAAAAACCAAAGAAUCGACCAACGUCUCACUCGGAGAUACGCCAUUUUCUUCUCCGAGAACCCUAUCCUUUCCCUGCAUUUCCUCCCGCAGAUCUUUGCCGAUACGUAUCUCUGCCUGUAUAAAUACGUUGGGUUUUUGCGUGUAUGAUGAUGUGAUGGAACAGAAGCAGGUGAUUUUGUCGGCAUUGAGCGUGGGGGUAGGGGUGGGAGUUGGUCUCGGAUUGGUUUCUGGUUCGGCGCUCGGCCGAUGGACCGGAGCUUCGACUUCUGCCGCGGCGGCGGCAGGAGGCAUCUCCGCCGAUGAAAUGCAGCUGGAGCUGCUUAGAUUGGUUGUUGAUGGAAAGGAGAGCAAAGUUACCUUUGAUGACUUCCCGUAUUAUCUCAGUCAGAGGACGCGGGUGUUGUUAACAAGCGCAGCAUAUGUUCAUCUAAAUCACUUAGAUGUCUCUAAGCACACUCGGAAUCUUUCUCCUGCCAGUCGGGCUAUAUUGCUCUCAGGGCCUGCAGAACUUUACCAGCAAAUGCUUGCUAAGGCUCUAGCGCAUCAUUUUGAAGCAAAGUUGCUACUCCUGGAUAUAACUGACUUUUCACUUAAGAUGCAGAGCAAGUAUGGUAUUGCCAAGAAAGACUCUUCGCUCCACAGGUCUAUCUCAGAAGCAACAUUAGAACGGAUGUCAAGUUUUCUUGGUUCCUUCACCAUUCUUCCGUCAAGAGAGGAUAACAGAGGCACACCAUGGAGGCAAAGCAGUGGAUUGGAUGCUACAGCAAGGAAUACUGAAGGAGUCAAUAAUUCUCUAAAGCCUCGAAGAUCUUCCUCCGUCUCUUCAGAUAUGUGUAGUAGCAUCAGUUUCCAGUCAUCCUCUUCAAAUGCAGCUCCUUCCAAGCGUGUCAACAGCUGGUCCUUUGAUGAGAAAGUUCUCCUACACUCGCUUUAUAAGGUGUUGGUUUCACUUUCUCAAAACAGUCGUGUCAUUCUCUAUAUCCGAGAUGUUGACAGACUUCUUCUCCAAUCCUCUAGAAUACACAAAUUCUUCGGUAGAAUGUUGAAGGAAUUAUCAGGAUCAGUUUUGGUUCUUGGUUCCCGGAUGUUGGAUCCUGCUGAGGAUUCUGUGGAAGUAGAUGACAGGAUUAGUCUUUUAUUUCCUUAUAAUAUUGAGAUCAGGCCCCCAGAAGAUGAAAAUCAUCUUGUGAGCUGGAAAGCUCAACUGGAAGAAGAUAUGAAGAAGAUCCAGUUCCAGGAUAACAAGAAUCAUAUAGCUGAGGUUCUUGCAGCAAAUGAUCUUGAGUGCGAUGAUCUAGGAUCCAUAUGUGAUGCUGACACCAUGGUUCUCAGUAAUUACAUAGAGGAAAUUGUAGUUUCUGCUAUAUCAUACCAUUUGACGAAUAAUAAGGAUCCCGAGUACCGGAAUGGGAAGCUUCUUAUAUCAGCUGACAGUUUGUCGCAUGGAUUAAGCAUUUUUCAGGACGGGAAAAGUGGCGGGAAAUAUACCCUUAAAAUGGGUACUAGCGGUGGAUUAUUCAAGGAUGCUGACGGGACAGAUAAUACUGGAUCAAAACCUGAAGCAAAGUCCGAAAACAAGAGUGAGGCAGAAAAGCCAAUAUCUUCAACAAAGACCGAUGGUGAGAACGCAUCAAUCUCUAAGCCCCUGGAAGUCCCUCCUGACAAUGAAUUUGAGAAGCGCAUAAGGCCUGAGGUUAUCCCUCCAAAUGAGAUAGGAGUUACAUUUGCUGAUAUUGGUGCUCUGGAUGAGAUAAAAGAAUCACUUCAGGAGCUGGUCAUGCUUCCUCUUCGAAGGCCAGACCUCUUCAAUGGUGGGCUUCUUAAGCCUUGUAGAGGCAUACUGCUUUUUGGUCCCCCAGGUACAGGCAAAACAAUGCUUGCCAAGGCCAUUGCCAAUGAAGCGGGUGCAAGCUUCAUAAACGUCUCAAUGUCAACAAUCACUUCAAAAUGGUUCGGAGAAGACGAAAAGAACGUUCGAGCUCUUUUCACUCUUGCAGCUAAGGUUUCGCCUACCAUAAUUUUUGUAGAUGAGGUUGAUAGUAUGCUUGGGCAGCGGACAAGAGUAGGAGAGCAUGAGGCAAUGCGAAAAAUUAAAAAUGAAUUUAUGACACAUUGGGAUGGGCUAUUGACAAAAUCUGGAGAGCGCAUUCUUGUUCUUGCAGCAACUAAUAGACCUUUUGACCUUGAUGAAGCAAUUAUUAGGCGAUUCGAGCGGAGAAUUAUGGUCGGUCUACCUUCAGUGGAGAACCGGGAAAUGAUAUUGAGAACCCUACUGUCCAAAGAAAAAGCAGAAGACAUAGAUUUCAAAGAGCUUGCAACAAUGACAGAAGGUUACAGUGGAAGUGAUCUGAAGAAUCUGUGUGUAACAGCGGCUUACCGGCCGGUGAGAGAACUUAUACAGCAAGAGAGACAGAAGGAUAAGGAAAAGAAGCAGAGAGACGAAGAGGGGCAGAGCUUUGAAGAUGCUUCUGCUCCCAAAGAAGAAACUAAAGAGGAAAAAGUAAUUUCAUUAAGGCCCUUAAACAUGGAAGACAUGAGACAGGCAAAGAAUCAGGUUGCUGCCAGUUUUGCUUCUGAGGGAUCCAUAAUGGCCGAGCUAAAGCAAUGGAACGAGCUAUAUGGAGAAGGAGGUUCACGGAAGAAACAGCAGCUAUCUUACUUCCUUUAGAUCAUCAGAAAUUUGCAUCUGGAGAUGAGCGUAUAUGACAAAUGCCUGGAAAGUAAAACGCAAGUAUUGGAUGAAAAUUACGAGCCACCAUUUGAAGGUUAGUACCUUGGAAGCGCGGCUUUUGGUCCUCUUAGCAAAUGAAUCUUAUUUGUCAUGUCUAGCUUAUAUUGUUCGGACUCGUAUUGGACUGCAUUCAUACAUACAUUGUUUUGAAGAAUUGAGACUGGACGAUUUAGCCAUGCCUGCUAGUAAUGUUAUACUUGCCAGCAUCAAGAAAGUUCAUGUGGAGACCCCAAAUGAACUUAUGGAGCGAAAUGUGCUUGGAAUGGUUUGUUUACAAGUUUAUUACAAUCUACAGAAGCUACAUUAAUCCGCAUAUUGUACAUUCAUGUGUAAAUCUAGUGCAAUUUUAGUUCAUUGGUUGUUCCAUUUUUGUUUCAAACUUUGAAAGUAAUCAAUCAUAUGGACUAUGAGAUUUGUUAUAA
Molecule: messenger RNA, 3202 nt
Organism: Sesamum indicum (sesame)
Lineage: Eukaryota; Viridiplantae; Streptophyta; Magnoliopsida; Lamiales; Pedaliaceae
Cellular component (GO): mitochondrial outer membrane
Molecular function (GO): ATP binding; ATP hydrolysis activity
Source: RefSeq, a predicted model, not a curated record